This is a messenger RNA of Paramecium primaurelia, 827 nucleotides long. The record is from the annotation of a GenBank genome assembly. NCBI's taxonomy places the organism in Eukaryota, Ciliophora, Oligohymenophorea, Peniculida, Parameciidae.
AAUGAACUCUGUUAGAUAGAGAGAGAAUAGAAAGCUUUCUUAAAGUCAAAGGAGUUAAAACUAUAAUCUACCCAUAAGAGCUUCAUCAUAAUUUAAGUAAUUAUUUAAUGAAUUAAAAGAAUCCAUCAUUUACCAAGCAUAUCAAGCAAUUCUACAUGUUGUAGUAAUUCAUGUACAUCAAGUCCACCUUAGAGUUGUUCCAAAUUAGAUGAGGAUAAUGUAGAGAGUAUAAUAAGUAAAGAAUAUUAUAGAUAUAUUGGUUUCUAAAAAUACAUGUUAAGAUCCUCUUAGUUGUUUCAACUAUGAUGAUUUUAAAGGAGUACUGCCUAUAACUAUUAAUGGAAUAAAAAUUCUUAAAAUUGAUUGGAGUUAUUUUACAGCAUCUCCAAAUAUGUAAUCUCCAUGGAAGGCUCAUUGUUUUUGGACUGUUGGAUAUACAUUUGAUAUCAAUAUGAGGAAGAUGAAAAGAUCAUAGAAUAUAAGAUAUCGUCUAAUUAUUCAAAGUUGGUGUUGCUUAAAUAAUAAAUCUUGGGUGAAAAACAAAUGGGAUAGAUUAUUAGAACAUGAAACUGGACAUUAUCUAAUUGGAUGUUUAUGUGCUUUAGAAUUUAAAUAAAAGUAAUAAUAUUAAUAAACAGUAAAAUAGAGCAGACAAAUUCAAAUAUACUAAGAAUUAUCGAAUGGAAUGCACUAAGUUAUUUCAAGAUACAUUUUAGUUUUAUUUGCAAAUGGAGAAACAAUAUGAUGAGGAAACUAAUCAUAGUCAAAAUGUAGUAAAACAAAAAGAAUGGAAUUAAUUCAUCAAAUAAGAACUUCUUAAAUAUUGA